CACACACACUCUCGCUCUCGCAUACAGCCUUACAGAGAUAGGAGGGGAGAGUCAGAGACGCGGAGAAGAAGAAGAGGAGUGAGAGAGAGUGAGAGAGAAGGAGAGAAUGUCUGCUGAGAGGGUGGCUCUCGUUCCUCGUUCACAAACCGGCCCUCGCUGAGACACCAUGGGCUGUAUUGGCUCCCGCACCAUCACAGCAGAUGCAGUUCCCGUUCGGAAAGAUGGGGAGCAGCAGGGACGUGCCGAGUUUUCCUGGGAAGGAAUCAAUCUGUCCAUGGAGGACACCACCUCCAUUUUGCCCCGUCUGAAGCGGAACACCAACUCCAACUCCUAUGGGAUUGGGGCUCUGGCUAAGUCCUCUCUGACAGGUGUGUCAGGUGUUACCAGAUCAAUGAAGGACAAAGUGACCAAGCCCACUGCCAUGGCUCAGGGUCGUGUGGCCCACAUGAUUGAGUGGCAGAGCUGGGGUCAACCAUCUGCAGGGCCAGAAGGGGGAGCGGGACGCUCCAAUCUGAUCCGUGCACGAGAGAGACGGCUUGAAAAUGAUGCCUAUUGUGAUCUGAGUGAUGGAGAAAAAGAGGCACGAAUGGCAGCGGGCAUUAUGCAGCAGCUUGCCAUUUCCGAGGCCACACUCUUUGCCUGGAACUCAAUGGAAGGAGAGAGUCUCUGUGCUGACUCCAACCAGGGCAGCGUGGCUCACCUCAGUGAGGUUAACCAGGAGAGCAUCACCAGCAGAGACCAGCCAUUGCAUCAUUCCUCUGCAGAAGUGUGGCCUCACACCUACGUCUCUCAAGGCCUUUACUGUCUUACCUCCUCUGAUGCAUGGGAGCCAAUCAGCAACGAGCCAUCGGGUGUGGCUUCUCCCGCUGCUGGCUCUUAUAUCAUGGCGGGCGGGGCUUCAGGAGAGGGUUAUGAUGGCUCCACCCACUAUUUACAGCAGCAGCAGCUGACACUGCAGCAGCAGAAUCAGCUACAGCAGCUCCAACAGUAUCAGCAGUACCAGCAGCAGCAGCAGCUCCUGCAGUAUCAACAGUCUUUGGAAUAUCGACUGCGCAGCGCCUCCCACUCCUUACAAGCCACGCCCAACAGCACUAUUCACAGUUUGGGCCCGCCCACUCACCCGAGACUGGCUGACCUGUGGGCGGCAGCUCAGGUGGAGCCUCAUCAGGUGGAGAUGAUGGGACAAAUGGGCAUGACCAUGGCCGAAAUGGGAAUGGCUGAAGUGUUCGGUGAGGAAUCUGUUGUGGUGGAGACCGAAUGCAUCCAAGAGGAAGAGGAAGCCAAGGAUGAUGAUAUAACACUCACCCUCGAACCCGAGCAGACAUCCGUAACUCCUGCCCUGACCCCUCCCCCUCAAAGAGAGGACUCUACCCCACCUGGGAGGAUGAGCCCAGGGCGAGCACCAGCAGAGCCAGUGGCUGAGCACAUGACCUAUGAGGUCACAUCCUGCGUCAUCCAAUCGCUGGAGGAGAAGGAAGAAGAGGUGGAGGAUGGGGCUGUUGUCGUGGUGGCAACCAACUGAUGGUUCAAAUCAAGGGGCAGCUAAAAGAACAAAAAACAAAACCGUCUGUGAAAUAAUCAACCAGUUAAGCUUAUCGUAUACGCCCUUUUACCCCAGAUGUGUACUCAUACGGACUGUCACAUCAGGAACAGAUUUAUUCGUUAUUAAACGCUGAAAGAACAUGCACUGAGUGGCGGGCGCAUUUAAAGACUAAACGUGGGAGAGCGUCAAAGCCGGGAUGAUGCAUUACAUGUGCUGCUUCUGCUGUUUUAUGGCAGGAGCGCUGAAGUCCAAGGCCGCUUGCAAAUGAAAACGAAGAGUGCAAUACUGAGAAAUCAAUACAACCAAAAGAAAGUGCAUGCAUUUUUUUCUUUUUUUUUAGUAUUUAAGUGACUGAAUUAACAAUAUCCACAUAGUAAUAAUAUAUAUUGAUUUUUGUAAUAAAACUAAAAGCCAAUGAAACAAUAUGUAUUUGUAUGUAUAUAUAACAUGUAUGUACUGUAUGUUAGUAUGAAUGUAUGAAUGUAUGUGUCUUCAAAGGUAUAUUCUAAAAAAACAUUA
Messenger RNA from Carassius carassius (crucian carp), 2062 nucleotides. RefSeq lists its product as uncharacterized. The record is from RefSeq and is a predicted model, not a curated record. NCBI's taxonomy places the organism in Eukaryota, Metazoa, Chordata, Actinopteri, Cypriniformes, Cyprinidae. The transcript is spliced from 9 exons. The coding region runs from base 167 to 1522 and encodes 451 amino acids.